Parnassius apollo (apollo) is the source of this 954-nucleotide messenger RNA. The record is from the annotation of a GenBank genome assembly. Lineage: Eukaryota; Metazoa; Arthropoda; Insecta; Lepidoptera; Papilionidae.
AUGACUAAAUGUGACAUCUGUAACAAAGGGAUAACCACAAAGGUACCCGGACUGGAAUGCAGAUCCUGUGGCAAGGUGGUUCAUGCUAGUAAAGCUUGCUCUGGUCUCAACGCGAAGCAACUAUCUGCGCUUCGUAAUGCGGACAGACUAGACUGGACAUGCGAAGAGUGCCAUCAGAAUACACCUAACAGAAAGUCAUCCUUCAUUAUUCCAGAAGAAGACGAUGAAGACAAUGAUGUCGCGGUCUCUGACAAUAGCUCCGGCAAUUGUAUGAUAGACACAGAGAAGUUUCUAAAAGAUAUAACAGCAGAAAUGAAAAAAGUUUUAAAGAAAGAACUUCAACCAAUCGAAGCAUCAGAAAAGGAAUUAGAAAAGAAGUACAACUACCUUCAUAACGAAAAAACCCAUCUUGAGCUUGAAAUGAGCUCACUGAAACAAUAUCUACGUAAUAUUGAACAACAGCGUUUAGACAAUGUGAUAGAAGUGAUAGGUAUUCCUAAAGCUAAAGAUGAAAACCUUGUAAAUAUAUCUCUCAAACUAGCUGAGACACUCAACAUGGACAGGACGCAAGUAGUGAAUAUUACUCGUGUAGAAGGUCGAAAUAACCAAGAUGGAAACAUCCAAGUACAGUUCAAACAUGCAGAAAAUGUAAGCUUAUGGGUGCGAGCCUCGAAAAAGGAAGCAGUAGUGGUAGAAAAAAUCAUCUCCGAGGCCCCCGUGGAAGUUGCUAAGAUGAAAGUGAGCAAACGACGCGCCCUGACCAAAGCCAAUAAGUCGUUAUUAUGGCUAGCACAACAAAAACUAAGACCGGCCUACAAAUACGUCUGGUUCCAAGAUGGAAAGGUGCUACUGCGUAAAGACGACAAAUCUAAGCCAAAGGUCGCGCGAAGCGAAGCUGACAUUGAGAAGCUCUCCGCACUAACGGAAAUAAUCGGCCAAAGUUCCAAGCGGUAA